This is a messenger RNA of Prionailurus viverrinus (fishing cat), 2770 nucleotides long. RefSeq names its product serine/arginine repetitive matrix protein 1-like. The coding region runs from base 215 to 1669 and encodes 484 amino acids. NCBI's taxonomy places the organism in Eukaryota, Metazoa, Chordata, Mammalia, Carnivora, Felidae. The record is from RefSeq and is a predicted model, not a curated record. The transcript is spliced from 2 exons.
AUUUCUAGAGUUAAAAAAAAAAAAGCACUCAAAAUAUUCUUCCUAUUAAAUGCUGGGUUGGAAAUGCAACUUAAUUGUGUCCUUUAUGUUUCCUUAACUCCUAUGUUCAAGUGGGAGGGCAAACAGGAGAAAUCCCAUCUUGCAGACUUCGCCAAAAUGCGCACUUCUAUCGCAAGAGGCCCGGGCCCUCCCACUCUCCCUCCUCCAUCCCCAAAUGCGUUUAAACACAGAGGAGGAAGCGGGGUGCAAAAGAGGGGGGCCCCCAACAGUUGCCACCCCUCGCCUCCGAUCGCGCCCUUUCUCUCCACAGUUAAUUUCUGCGCGAGGUGCACGGCUCAGAACCUUCUUCGGUGUGCAUCUGGAGGUGGAGUACGGGCGGGGGGGGGGGGGUGGGGAGGAGAAGAACUCUUCUCCCACCGAGGGGGGAAAGGGAAGAGGAGGGAAAGGAAGGAAGGGGGCGCAGGAUUACCCGAGGGCCCUCCUACGCUCGCACCAGGAGCGUGCAGGGCCCGAGCGUCCCGCGCUCGGACCACCCUUUCUAGGGCGACGCCGAGCCAGCCGGGGCGCAGCCCACACACCCGCGGGGGCGCCGCGGGGGCGCCGAGACACGAGUCGCCGACCCAGGAAAAAGGGGCUACUCACCGCAGCAAGCCGAGCCCAGCAGCAGCAGCACCACCAGGGGCCACAUCGCGGCCGCCGUGGGGUCGCCGCCGGCGCCGCCGCAGGUGUCUGGAGCAGCCACCGAAGCAGUCACAGGCAGGAUCUGCCGCCACCGCCGUCACAAGCAGGACCGGCCGCCGCCGUCCGUCACUGGCAGGACCCGCCGCCCAGGCUGCCUGGCCGUGCGCACGCGCGCUCCUGCCACCCCCCCCCCCCCCCCGUUCGCUCCCCUCCCACCCUCCCGCUCUCCCGCCGCGCGAUACGCGCACGCGCACUCGCCCCCGCCCCGCCGCCGGGGCUGUUGACGCGAAGCCCUUCGGCUUUGCGGGCUCGAGUCCGCGCUCCGGUCUGCUUCGACGAGGUCUGGAUCCCGCUCCCCCGCAAUGGCACGCGCUGGACUUGCGGGUCACGUCCCGCCACCCUCCACUCCCCACCCCCACGGUGUAUUCGCCAGCCGCCACAGGAGGCUGAGCGUGUGUUCCUACGUUUACCCGGUACCUCCUUGCCCCCGCCCUCUCCGCGGUUCUCCCGUGCCUCUCACACCACCCAGGGCCCCGUGCCCUCCCUGCAACGGUCCUCUUCCGCGCUCUCACUCCCACCGUCACGCUUCAGGAGCGCCGCCUGGCGCUGCGCUCCCCCGACCUGGGCGUCUCCGCCCACACGAGCCCCUCCUGCUGCGUCCUCGCCCGAACCUGUGCCUGCGCCCCCUAAUUGCCGCCUCGGCCCCCCCAUCCCUCAACGCGAGCGCACUCGCGUAGGGGCGUCGCUACGCUUCCGACAGUCUGGGAGCCCGGGGCGCCUCUCUGAGUGUUGGGCGAGGGGGCGGGCCUGUCUGCGGCGAGGUCCCGCUCGCCCUCUUGGGCGCCGCUUCGGUCCACCUGCCCCACAAGCUUUUGUUUCCGGUGCGGUUGUGGGCUCCCCUCGCGCUUUCUCGCCUUGUUCUUUAGUGUGUUUCUCCUCUGAACAGGGUUCCUCCAGCACCUUCCGUCGUGGUGGUAAACAUCUUUAGGUGUGGUUGACGCCAAGCCCCCGGGUUCAGUCAGGCACGGUUGUAAACUGGCUGACACACUCAAGACGUCCCUUCCCAGGAUCCUCAAUUGAGCCUGCUCCAAUAUUCUGUGAUUCCACAACUGUGAGAGAAUAAACAUCUACCCUAGUGGCUUCUGCUGUGAACGCAUUCUUCAGGGAGACCUUCCACGCUGCAUUACUCCAUCUUUCCCAAAUGCAAUUGGUGAUUAUGCUGGCUAGAGAUCAGUUGCUGGGAGGAAGAAACAUCGAAAGGGAGGCAACUGGCAGCUGAAACUAGCAGGGGGAGUUGGAAGAGCAGCUUAAAUCGUGUAUGUGCCCGAGGAGGCUUUAAAGGGCUGGAGGCAAAUUCCUGUGAAUCUUAGUUUCCUGGAGGUUAUUCAUAAUGGAGGGUUGUCAGCCGACCAGGCUAAGAAUAUUCAACUCAUUUUCAGAGAAAAAGCAAAGCGUCAUCUUCAACUUAACCUCUGCUGCUCUCUCAGAAUGCCUACACUUCAGACCCACUCACCCCUGCAUUAGGUACCCCUGGCAGUGUAAGCUGAUUUGGUGGCCCCUGGAGACCCACAGGACAUAGCCAAGGUCUUUGUCAUUAGCUUCUCCAGGCCAUUUCCUCCCUCUUCUCUCUCAUCUCUCCUCACUGGGAGGUAUGUCUUCUGUCUGCCCAAAUUCUUUCUACCCAAGAAGUGGCUCUGUGCCAGUGGGGUUGUUUGCUGCAUGGAGAGCCGGCAAACCACUUUGGGAGUGAGCUGAUAGUAAUAUAUUUAGAAUAUGAGCAUUUAUCAGAAGCAGCAGAUGGAGGCAGCAGAGUGGAGCUCCCAGAACCGAGGGCAGGGAGUGUUUCAUUCAAGUGUAAAGCGCAUGCCAUCUAGACUCGGCUGGCACCAGCUCAUGAAACCAGUGAAGAGAAGGAGGAAAACAAAGAAAGGCCACCUUUGUGCUAGGUUCGAUAGAGGUUACAGCAUUGCCUGACCAAGAAGCUUCGGUGCCUCCAAAGACUGCAUUCUCUCUGGGAUAGGAAGGAAAACCCUUCACAGUUGCUUUCCUUAACAUUUUUUACUUCCCUAAAGCUUAAUAAAAAAAAAAU